Molecule: messenger RNA, 1165 nt
Organism: Periconia digitata
Lineage: Eukaryota; Fungi; Ascomycota; Dothideomycetes; Pleosporales; Periconiaceae
Source: the annotation of a GenBank genome assembly
AAUGGCAGCAACAAACUUCACCUCCAUCCCCACAAUCGACCUCUCCGACGCCACCUCGCCAACAAAAAAGCCCGUCCUCCUCUCCCACCUCCGCAACGCCUUACUCUCAACCGGGUUUCUCUAUCUAAAAAACCACAACAUCCCACCGCAAACCAUCUCCUCCCUCACUGCAGCACUACCCCUCUUGUUCGCUCUCUCCGCAUCGUCAAAAACCGCAGCCGCGCUACAAAACUCGCCCCACUUCCUAGGCUACAGCGCAACAGGCAGCGAGACAACAGCAGGGAAACAAGACGCAAGAGAGCAAUUCGAAUUCUGCACGCCGCAUUUCUUCCGCGCAGAUCAACUCCACGACCAUGGAACUCGAAGAAAACUACGAAAAGAGGAAAAAAUCUACGACAUGCUCAAAGGCCCGAACCAAUACCCUCCAGCAUUCCCAGCGCUAAAGGAUACAGUGGAGAAUUACAUGACCGCGCUCACGCGACUCAGCACGCAGUUUAUACGUUUAGUAGCAGAAGCGUUGGAACUGCCGUCAGACGCACUCGAUAGCUUCCUAAGCGACACGAACCGUUUGAAGCUCGUGCACUACCCGUCCAUCGCCGGAGAUAGUGAAGACAGCGGACUGCCAGCGCAAGGCGUGGGCCCGCAUAAAGAUUCCUCUGGGUGGUUUACGUUCCUGCUGCAAGCUUCUCCGCCGCAUAUCCACGGUCUGCAGGCGCUGAAUAAACGCGGGGAAUGGAUCGAUGUAGCGAAUCUUCCUGGGACGCUGGUUGUGAAUAUAGGGCAAGGGUUUGAAGUGAUUACGGGUGGGGUUUGUAAAGCGACGGUUCAUAGGGUUUUGGGUACUCGGCCGGGCGAGGAUAGGUAUAGCGUGCCGUUUUUCUUGGGGUUGAGGAGGGAUUUGAGGAAGGGGGAGGCGGUGGGGAAGUUGGGGGAUCAUUUUAGAGAGGGUCGUUGGAAACGUGUUGGUGGUGAGGGAGAGUGUGGGGAGAUGGCUGGGGUGGAGAGCGAGGAGGCGAGGGCGGUGGACAGUAAGUGGUUGAGUGGGGAGUAUGAUGUUUGGGGGGAGGCGCAAUUGAGGACCAAGAUUGCGAGUCACAGAGAUGUGGGGAGGAGGUUUUAUAGGGACAUGGUGGAAGGGGAUUGAUGGAUGACGUUGUAACAGUAU